Gryllus bimaculatus (two-spotted cricket) is the source of this 348-nucleotide messenger RNA. Lineage: Eukaryota; Metazoa; Arthropoda; Insecta; Orthoptera; Gryllidae. The record is from the annotation of a GenBank genome assembly.
AUGCAGAUACGCCAGCGUUCGAGGCAACCUUAUAUGAAGCGUACUGUCAAUCAGAUUCAAAUUUCAAGAAAUGAAAUGGACAAUUAUUUGAAUGCAGCUUUGCACGUUGUGUUUAGUGCGGGCUAUCGAGCUGUCGCUCCCUGCCUCGCCCUCGCCCCGCCCUCCUGCGGCCCUCCUCCUCGCCACCCCUCGCACUUCGCUGCUUCGCCCUCCGCUCCCCCGCUGCACAAGGCACAAGAAGAAGAAGAAGAAGAAACGGCUUCGGCGCAAGACGGCAGCACCGACGAAAUGUCGUUUAGCUUGGGUGGGAACUUGGCAGUUUUGGAAAUGCCGCGCCCGCAACCAUAG